Trametes versicolor FP-101664 SS1 is the source of this 465-nucleotide messenger RNA. Its product is annotated as ENTH-domain-containing protein. Gene Ontology annotation, molecular function: phospholipid binding; clathrin binding. NCBI's taxonomy places the organism in Eukaryota, Fungi, Basidiomycota, Agaricomycetes, Polyporales, Polyporaceae. Gene Ontology annotation, cellular component: plasma membrane; endosome; clathrin vesicle coat. Gene Ontology annotation, biological process: endocytosis; Golgi to endosome transport. The record is from RefSeq and is a predicted model, not a curated record. Bases 1 to 465 code for a protein of 154 amino acids. The transcript has 6 exons.
AUGGAUCGUCUCGAGUCUCUAGGCAAUGCGCUCUCGCAAAUUACCAUGUACGACAUAAAGUCUAUGGUCAAUCAGGUAUGCGGUAGCGCUGGGUUCUCGCUAGCCAAGAAUGUCGUGUUCAACGUGAGUGAAAUGGAAGGCAAAGUUCGGGAGGCGACAAACGACGAACCAUGGGGCGCGAGUUCCACGUUGAUGCAGGAGAUUGCUCAAGGAACUUUCAACUUCCAAAACUUCAAUGAGAUCAUGCCCGCUAUCUACUCUCGCUUCAUGGAGAAGGAAGCACGCCAGUGGAGACAGAUUUACAAGGCGUUGCAAUUGUUGGAGUACCUGAUCAAGAACGGGAGCGAGCGCGUUGUCGACGACGCCCGUUCUCACAUUGCCACGAUCAAGAUGCUCAGGAACUUCUACUAUGUUGACGAGAAAGGGAAGGACCAAGGAAUCAAUGGUACGGCGGACCCCAGCUAG